UGUACUGUACGCUUGCAGGGAUGUGAGGGCGGUGUGAUUGACAGCUGGAAGCCCCGCCCCCGCGUCUGAGCAGCGCACACCGCGCGGUGAGUGUUUUCUGAGUCGGGCAGCGACGGAGCGGAUUUCAGCGCGCGAGUUCCAUGAACAGCGCAGUGAGCAGUGAGGGGAUCUGAAGCAUUGCUGACACCACGGUGCACAGAGGAGACCUACAACUUUUCUCCCAAAUCACACAAUGAAACUUUGGUUUGGGGUUUUUGUGGUCUUGUGUCUGGACUGUACAUACGCAGGGUCGAAGACUCAUGAACCAUGUGCAGGGCGCGACUGCAGUGGAAAAUGUUCCUGUCCUCCGAUAAAAGGUAGCAGGGGUCAGCCUGGGCCUUUAGGACCAUCUGGCCCCACUGGACCUGAUGGCUUUAUUGGGGCCCCAGGGCCUAUUGGACCUAAAGGAGAAAGAGGGCAUGGCGGGCAAUCAGGACCAUCUGGACCCAAAGGGGACAAGGGUCCAGUGGGUGUUCCCGGUUUUCCAGGUCUCGAUGGUAUUCCUGGUCAUCCAGGCCAGGAGGGACCACAGGGACUGCCAGGAGCAGAUGGUUGUAAUGGCACACGAGGUGACCCUGGUUUCCCCAGCGGAUUUCCUGGUAGACCUGGUAACCCUGGAUCUCAGGGAUUACGUGGUGUCAAAGGGCAAAAAGGAGAACCACGGUUCAUUUCUACAACCUCGGUUCCUGUUGGUCCUGUUGGUGAACGUGGUUUUCCUGGUCCAGUCGGCCUCCCGGGUCCCGUUGGCCCCAUCGGUUUACCUGGAUACCCUGGACGUCCUGGUCCUCCAGGUCCUCCUGGGCUAAUUGGACACCGUGGUCAGGGUUAUGAAGGAGAGAAAGGAGAGAAGGGCGAUGCGGGUCUGCCGGGACUCAGGGGUGCUCCAGCUGCUCUGUUAGGAUCACCAGCUAUAAGCACAAUCAGCAAAGGAGAGAAGGGUGAUAUUGGCCCUCCUGGUGCUACAGGACCACAAGGACCCCGAGGCCCAUAUGGCUACAAAGGGGAACGUGGAGAGAAGGGAAUUCUUGGAUUACCUGGUGCGAGGGGUCCUCCUGGUUUUAAUGGACCGCUGGGAGAAGAUGGCCUAAAGGGGUAUCGUGGGAGCCCUGGUCUCUUUGGAUUAUCAGGAGCUCCAGGCCCUAAAGGUUACAGGGGAGAAUCAGGGCCACCAGGGCCAACUAUCUUUAUUGGUGAACAAGAAUCAUUUGUACAAGGUCCUCUAGGUGAUCCUGGUUUUGAUGGCCUUCCAGGCCCAACUGGAGAUGCAGGUUUACCAGGACGUCCUGGACCUCCAGGUGACCCUGGAUCUUCAUCCUUCCAAACAGGUACUCCAGGCUUUCCUGGCUUCCCUGGUAUUAGUGGACCUAAGGGAGAGAAGGGAGACGCAGGUCAACCAAGCUUCAGCCCUGUCGGUUUGCCUGGAGACAGAGGGUUACCUGGACCUCCAGGUCCACCUGGACCUCGAGGCAUAACUGAAACAACUCUGAUUCCUGGGGACAAGACUGGAACACCAGGUGUAAAAGGCAGCAGAGGUCAACUGGGAGCUAAAGGUUUUAAAGGAGCCAAAGGUGAAGUUGGACUUUGUGAUUGCUUUGGUGAAGACAUCUCUGGCAGAGAGGGCCCUCAAGGAUUUCAAGGGCUCCCUGGUUUUGCGGGGCUCAGUGGGCGGAAAGGAGAGGUUGGUGACCCAGGACCUCCAGGACUCUAUGGACCACAAGGGCCAAGUGGUCGUCCUGGAGAGCGUGGCUUUACUGGGAUUAAAGGAGAGAAAGGAAACCCUUAUUAUGCUGCUAGACGAGGACAGAAGGGUGACAUUGGUCAGCAAGGGCCUGCUGGUCCUACAGGUGGCAUCGGCCAACCUGGAAGAAAUGGAGCCGCUGGUUUUCCUGGUGCACCAGGACCACCGGGAGAUGCUGGUUUUGGGGUGAUUGGAGACAGAGGUUAUCCUGGAUCUCCUGGUUUGAAGGGUCGCCCUGGUGCACCCGGUGACCCUGGAAUUGGCUACCCAGGCAGCGCUGGUGUUAGAGGAUUUCCAGGCGACCCUGGUAUCAGUGGGCUUCCAGGGAUAUCUGGACCUCCAGGACCACUAGGACUGUCACUGCCCUGCAUAAUUCCAGGAGAACCUGGUAAUCCAGGUUUCCCCGGACUGCCUGGAGUGCCAGGCCCAAAAGGAGAACCAGGUCCACCAGGACUAAAUGGAAAACCAGGUGCUGAUGGGUCAAAAGGUCAGAGAGGAGAUCCAGGCAGUGGAGGUCAACCCGGACCACAAGGCUUCCCUGGACCAAGAGGAGAUCCAGGUUUACCAGGCACUAUAGAAAAUGGCCGUCCAGGUUCUCCUGGAAAUAAUGGCCGUCCUGGGUUGCAAGGAGCAAAAGGAGAACCUGGCGAAGCUUUAGGGGUGGCUCCAGGAAUACGCGGACUUCCAGGACAACCAGGAGAGCUUGGAGACAAGGGCGAACGAGGCACUCCUGGAUUAUCAGGCGGACGUGGUUUUGAUGGAUCCAGUGGUAACCCAGGUGUAAAGGGGGAGUGUGGUGCCAAUGGUUUCCCAGGACUUCCAGGGCCACCAGGUCCACGGGGUGUGAGUCCUUCUGAAGUAAGUGGACCUCGUGGGCCACCUGGCAAUCCUGGAUUCCCUGGACCUGCAGGUUUUCCAGGACUCAAGGGUACAAUAGGAGACCCAGGACGUCAAGGCUUGGGUAGAAAGGGCUCUUCUGGACGACCUGGAAUUCCAGGACCAAAAGGACAAAUAGGACGUCCUGGAGAUACUAUUUCAGGACGUAAUGGCCAAUCAGGAAGGCCGGGAAAAAAAGGGGAGAAGGGAUUCUCUGGAUUGGUUGGAUUCCCUGGAUCACCUGGACGUUCUGGAGGCUCUGGACAGCCAGGGGGUAAAGGUCAACCUGGAAUCCCAGGAUUGGAUGGCGAACCUGGAGUAAAGGGCUCUCUUGGUUUUAAAGGGGACCGUGGAGAACCAGGCCAACCAGGUCCUCCCUCUCAACGCCUUCCACUGCACCUUAUUAAAGGGGACCAAGGUACUCCUGGAGCUACAGGACUGCCUGGUUUUCCAGGACCACGAGGUGAUAAGGGAACCCAAGGUUUACCUGGUCGUUCAGGCUUUCCUGGGCAGUUAGGAGUUGUUGUUAAGGGUCCACCUGGUGAUCCAGGUUUCCAAGGAAGCACAGGUUCUUCAGGAUUUGCAGGACCUAAAGGGGCACCUGGUGUUUUUGGUUUCCCUGGCAUGCCUGGCCCUAGGGGUGAUGAUGGAGUUCCUGGUUUGUAUGGACAACCUGGUAUUUCAGGAUUGCCUGGUAGCAAAGGUGAGAAAGGAGACUCUACUGGAGCACCUGGGGCCCCUGGAAGAAGGGGACUGGUAGGAGAUUUUGGAUUCCCUGGUCGCCCAGGCUUUGCUGGUGAACAAGGUUCUCAGGGUUUGCCAGGAGAUUUUGGAUAUCCUGGGCAGAAAGGAUUACCUGGAGAUCCAGGAAGGCCUGGAUCAGGAGGUCAACCUGGGCCACGUGGCACUAAGGGUCUUGAUGGUUUUCCGGGACAGAGGGGCCGGAAUGGUGAAUCAGGUCUCCCUGGGACUCCAGGUCGUGCAGGAGUAAAAGGUUUAUCUGGAUCCCCUGGUUUAGAUGGACUCAAUGGACUUUCAGGGCCCAAAGGUCAACCGGGUAUACCUGGUGUAGUAGAGGGCGGUCAGCCUGGAGCCCCAGGAUUGAAUGGACUAAAGGGAGAAAGAGGCACAUCACUGCCCGGAGCACCAGGAUUUCCUGGAGUAAAGGGAGCCCGAGGAGAUAUUGGUUACCCUGGACGGCCAGGGUUUCCAGGUCCUCCAGGUCCUCCAGGACGAUCCACUGCAUCUGGCAUUCUUGGUCCUCUAGGAGAUCCUGGUCUACCUGGACUAGAUGGUGAAAAAGGUGUUCCUGGCUCCCCUGGUCCUCGUGGUCCAGCUGGGCCUGGAACAGACCAGGGUGACAGAGGAGAUCAUGGAUUUCCUGGAUUACCUGGAAUCCCUGGGAUACGUGGCGAACCUGGAUUUUCAGGAGGACGUGGGCCACCUGGCAACUCAGGAUUCAAAGGACUGAGAGGAGACCCUGGAGGUAAUGGACCUCCAGGACGUCUAGGCUCCCCUGGAGAUCAGGGAAGUUAUGGUAGCAAAGGAUCAAAAGGAUUUGUGGGUCAACCUGGUAGCAAAGGCCUUCCAGGAAUUGUUCUCCCACCCCGAAUAAGGGACAUGCCAGUUGGGAAUCCUGGUCCACGAGGAGCCUCUGGCCUUCCUGGUUAUACAGGAUCACCAGGCCAGCCUGGUUUCCCUGGACGUCCAGGCCCCAAAGGAAAGAUUGGAUCGAUGGGCAAUCCAGGCCACACUGGUCCAGCUGGACCUUCUGGACCCAUUGGAGAUCCUGGAGUUCCAGGAUAUCAAGGAUCUGCUGGUGGCAGUGGUUUUCGUGGUAGGCAGGGACAACCAGGUCCUUCAGGUUUGCCUGGACGUGCCAUUGGGAUCGGCUACACUCUGGUGAAGCACAGCCAGUCCAGUCAGGUGCCAAUGUGCCCUCAGGGCAUGGACAAGUUGUGGGAUGGCUAUAGCUUGCUUUAUGUAGAAGGACAGGAGAAGGCGCAUAACCAAGACCUGGGUUUGGCUGGCUCCUGUCUACCUCGUUUCAGCACUAUUCCCUUCCUUUACUGCACAACCAAUGAACUCUGUUAUUAUGCCAGCCGCAAUGACAAGUCCUACUGGCUGUCCACAACAGCACCCAUUCCCAUGAUGCCAGUAGAAAAUGAGCAGAUUACUCAGUACAUCAGCCGUUGUUCAGUGUGUGAAGCCCCAUCUCAAGCUGUGGCUGUCCACAGCCAAGACGUCACUAUUCCCCCCUGUCCACGGGGGUGGAGGAGCCUGUGGAUUGGUUACUCCUUCCUUAUGCAUACGGCUGCAGGGGCUGAAGGAGGUGGCCAGUCGCUGGUUUCUCCUGGCUCAUGUUUAGAAGACUUCCGUGCAACACCUUUUAUCGAAUGCAACGGGGCUCGGGGCACCUGUUUCUUCUUCAACAACAAGCAUAGCUUCUGGCUAACCACUGUGCAACAGGAGAGGCAGUUUACACAAAGUCCUGAUUCAGAGACCCUGAAGGGCGAUCAGUACCGUGGCCGCAUCAGCCGCUGCCAGGUCUGCAUGAAGAUCUUGUAGCCUGUGCACAUGAGAGGAGAGGAGACUUUUAACAGAAAGAAUAGAGAAUAAGAAAUGAGAACGCAAAUAUUGACUGACUGACUGCCUGAUUAUCUGAGACCCUCUCUUCUAGGUGCUUUUUGGAGCCUUCUACAAGGCCAUGGUUAGGAGGGGCAAACAGCUCCAAGUAAAGAUGUUAAUUUCUAUUUCACUUAACAACAUUGGUGCUACGAUAAACUGCAUUUUUUUUGUUUUUGUUUGUUUGUUUGUUUUUUACUAUUCAAUAUUUGUUUUACAUAUUCAUGGCUACCUCAGAGAGUGUGUCCCAAAUCCCUGAUGGGAAGCACUGAAACAUUAACGUGAGACUGCAGGCAUUUUGUAACACAAACCAAAAUCUUCUGGUUCACCUAGUCAAAUAUUUGUGCACUUUGUAGUGUACACAAAUGAGGCAGAUUGUGGCUUGUGAUUAACACGUGAAAUUAUAAUCCUCUCUAACCCCCCACAAAUGUACCCUUAAAGUAUUGCACUGAAAUGAAUAUCUGGAAAAAAAUAAUAUAAAAAGAACUUUAGUCACUGUAGAAAAUGAACAUUCCACUUUUACCUCCAACAGGUGCCUUGCCAAAUAUCUCAAUUAACUCUAAAAUACAGUCUCACAUAAUCUAACACUGAUUAAUAGACUUCACUUUCUAAAUAUGUAUGAACUAUGUUAUUUUCAUACUCAUCAUUUCACCUUUACUACAAUGUUGCCUACAAGGAGCCAUUCAACUGAGCAAAACAUCUGUGCAUUAGAUAUUCACUGCUUUCCACAUCCAAAAGUAUACCUAUGGUUACUGAAAAUGUCUGUAAUCACUGCUGUUAUCCUUUAGUCUUUCUAUGAUGCGUUUGAAAAGUUUCUUAAAGAGACAGGCUAAUAUGUAACCACUAUAUUCAUUAGCUUCUAAAGCUCUCUUUGGUAGCCUUGAGUUUUCAGUAUGGUUUCAUCUGUAAUGUGUGUAAGCUAUUAAAUUGCAGUUUUGUCAUAUUGUAGGAAAGAAACAAUGUAGUAAAUUGCAAAACCUGGGUGUAUGAUUUGUACAUUAAGGAUGGUUUCUAAAGGUAUAUAUAUAUCUUUAUGUGUAUAUUAUAACAAUAUUUGUAUUUUUCUUACACUAAUUAAAUAAAUACAUUUUCCCCUACAUAAAUUUAGGUCUAUCACAUAACUGAAUUUCCAGUAUUAGUUUCAGUGCACAGAUUUAAAAAAAAAAAAAAAAUUAACCAAAGCUGUUUCAGUGUAUUAUUGUGCCCCUUAAUAAAUAAAGUAUGGUAACAAAAUUAUAUGAACAGACCCUACUGACCUGUCAUUUAAUAUAUUACAGACUUUCCAUCAAUUUCAUCAAAAAGUAUGUAUUUAAGGUGUGUACUUUCUCAAACAAAGAGUUCAACAAACAUUACAUAAGGCAAUUAAUCCAAAAGAGUUAACAAAAUGCAUAUUUUAACAUAUGAAUCGCUAAUUUACAUCCUUGGGAAAUUAGUAUCAAUAAACUAAAGAGGCCUAAAAAAUGUAAUUGACUACCUGCAGAACAC
Molecule: messenger RNA, 6763 nt
Organism: Ictalurus furcatus (blue catfish)
Lineage: Eukaryota; Metazoa; Chordata; Actinopteri; Siluriformes; Ictaluridae
Gene: col4a6
Product: collagen, type IV, alpha 6
Exons: 46
Coding region: 233-5221 (1662 amino acids)
Cellular component (GO): basement membrane; collagen trimer
Molecular function (GO): extracellular matrix structural constituent
Source: RefSeq, a predicted model, not a curated record